UUUGGAUGGGAUGCACUCUAUAAAUUCAGUUUUUUUUGGUUUUUUGUACUGCAAUUGGUUAAAAUAGUUCAUAAAAAUAAUUUCAGCAAAUCAACAUUGAAAGUUUGAUUAGGAAAGUUAUUUAUGGUUAGAAAACAUACUGUUGAAUUGUUAAUUUGUGGGAAUUAUUAAAAACAGAUGUGAGAUGGAACUAAUAUCGAAGUAAACAAGUGGAACGAAUUGUUUAUUUUUAGCUUUUAUCUAUUUAUACUGCUGAUAAGAGGUACAGCUUCACACAAUCUUAAAGCCGGUAAGUGUGAGAAAAGAUGAAUUUCGCUGGAAAAGUAGUUAUUGUUACUGGUGCAAGUUCUGGAAUCGGCGCCGCUACAGCCGUAUUUUUAUCGAAACUCGGCGCUAAGCUAUCACUGACCGGACGAAAUGUGGACAAUCUACAAAAGGUUAAUAAGGAUUGCGAGAAAGCGUCAUCUACGUUUCUAGUGCCUGCGGAUUUGACGAAGGAAAGUGAUAUUGAAAAGAUAGUCAAAAACACAGUCGAUCAUUACGGAAAAAUCGAUGUUUUGAUCAACAACGCCGGCAUAAUAGAAACUGGAACCAUCGAGAACACUUCUUUAGCUCAAUACGACCGCCUUAUGAACACCAAUGUACGCUCAAUAUACUAUUUAACCAUGCUAGCUGUACCACACUUGAUAAAAACAAAAGGCAAUAUCGUAAAUGUAUCCAGUGUGAAUGGUAUCCGAUCUUUCCCUGGUGUGUUGGCAUACAACGUGUCUAAAGCAUCAGUCGAUCAAUUCACUAGAUGUGUGGCUUUAGAAUUAGCUUUGAAUGGUGUAAGGGUUAAUUGUGUGAACCCUGGGGUCAUUUUAACGGAGUUGCAAAGACGUGGGGGGUUAAGCGAGGAACAGUAUGCAGCAUUUCUGGAGAGGACAAAAGAGACCCAUGCUUUAGGCAGGCCUGGCAAGCCUGAGGAAGUUGCAGCAGCUAUAGCUUUCUUGGCUAGUGAUCUAGCCAGCAAUAUUACUGGUGCAAGUCUUCCAGUAGAUGGUGGACGUCAUGCUAUGUGCCCUCGCUAAAGAUAUAUUCUUUAAGUACUGUAAUGUACUUACAAGUAUAAUGCGUCCAAACUAGAAUAGGAAAGCCAACAACCUUUAUCUAUCAACUGUCACUUUAAAAAUACGAUUUUCAAGGAAAAUAAUUUGCAUGAUAUGUAAUAAUCUGUUUCUACAUCUAUACUCUAUCCAUAGAGAGAUGUUAGUAUAAGUCUCUCUCUUUUACACUUGUCAUUUGUAUGGGAUUCCAUACAAAAACAAGAAAAUCAGUGGGUGUUAACCAUUUUGUGUCAUCAACCAGUCACCAAUGAAACUAUGCUUUCUGUACUUACUCUAUUAGAGAAGCUAAGUUAUCAAAACUGAUUUGAAAUUCAAUUCAAAAACAGUUUCUUUUGUGACUGAUUGGUGACUCAAAAUGGUUAACACCCACUCAGUUGUCUUUGUCAUUAUUUUGUGUGAAAUUACAUAAGAGAGAGAGAGCUCUUUUUUAACUAACUUUUCUCCAUGGAUAUAGAAAAGUCUUAUCAAAAUGUACUAAAUUUAAGAUAUACCAAAUUAAUAUGGCGGAAAUUCAAUCCUAUUCUUAGUAUGGACACAUUAUAAUGUAUUUAACAUUGUUCGUGCCAUGAAAACUAAAGUGCCUUUAUUUUUAUAUUAAGUGUAAUUAACAGAAUACGUUUUUAUACUUGUUGUAAGGAUACACCUUCGAAGUUGUUUUACACUUUUAUAGCAUUUACUUUCAUUUGGUUUGAUAUAAUAUUAUUAUACAGAUUUAAAAAUUUAAAUAAGAGUCUAUUGUAGCUUU
Molecule: messenger RNA, 1851 nt
Organism: Maniola jurtina (meadow brown)
Lineage: Eukaryota; Metazoa; Arthropoda; Insecta; Lepidoptera; Nymphalidae
Product: 3-oxoacyl-[acyl-carrier-protein] reductase FabG-like
Exons: 1
Coding region: 306-1070 (254 amino acids)
Molecular function (GO): oxidoreductase activity
Source: RefSeq, a predicted model, not a curated record